This is a messenger RNA of Varroa destructor (honeybee mite), 5793 nucleotides long. RefSeq names its product NADP/NADPH phosphatase nocturnin (gene cu). The record is from RefSeq and is a predicted model, not a curated record. Gene Ontology annotation, molecular function: 3'-5'-RNA exonuclease activity. NCBI's taxonomy places the organism in Eukaryota, Metazoa, Arthropoda, Arachnida, Mesostigmata, Varroidae.
UAUCUGACCGUUAGGCGUUACUUGACCGCUGCUUACGUAUAACAUGAUAAAUAAUAAUAAUAACAUUAACCUUUAGGCUAAAGAAGAGCGUAUGCCGGUAGUAAUGGUCGAACGCGCACGAAUAUAUUAAGACUCCCUGAGAAUUAUGCACUGUUACGCUGUGGCUGUUGCUGCCGGCGGCGUCGUGGCGUGAUUGUGCUUGGGAAAAAAUCGGAUAGUACCGGAAUGGAGCGCACACUUUGAGCCUAAAAGCGUUACGAUAGCGUACGCGGCUGGUUUUCAGUUGACCGUCACACGGCUCUAUACCGGCAAUCACUGUAGUGCUGCUGUUAUUUUUGUGACUGUUGCUUGCUAAGCGCGAUCAGCUGAUGAUUCUGCUGAAUCGAAAACAAGAAGAUGAGUGGGUGACAUUGAGUUUACGCAGCUUUCGUUCCGUGUUCCGGUUUAUUGUCCGUUGGUGUACUUCAGUGUAUGGGCAUACGUGUGUGCGCGCAAUGUAAUGGUACUCUGUUGGUGCGAUGUUGUUACCGGUUCUGAGAAUCGCUGGUCGUUCGCUGUUCUCACUGUGCAGAGCUGAUUGUUGACAAAACCGGUGCAAUAGAAGAUUUUGAAAUGUCAUUUGUACCAUUAUUCAAAUGUGUUGCAGCUGUGUUCGCGGUUUGUCGAAUACGUGAAACACUCGCGAACAGUCUGGCUAGAAGUAUAUCCCUAUGUUCGAUGGAAGUGACCUGCAGCCAUGGCGCUAGUGGGUGCUAAUAGUAUCUGGGUGGGGUAAAAUGAAUUGCUUUCACCUGCUGCUGUUACCACCCUUGGCGGUGAAUCCUUUAGUCGUUCCUGAGCUUAGCUGGAGCGAGGCCAUUUGGCUGCGCCGAUCCUGCCAUCAGGACCCAGUGUCUCAGCAGACUGUUUCGUCAUCUGCUUCGGCUCGAUGUCCUGCACUACAGGUCCGAUUCAGUCACUGUGGCUACGCGCGACUUUUUGUGGCCUCUGGAAACGGAUGAGGUGUAAACCCUGUGCCUGCCCAGGCAUUGUAUUAGCUAACAGCCCGCGUUGCCAGCUCUCAGAUCUCGGUUUCAUUUGCUUGCUCGGCCUCCGAGUGCUGCCUGCAGACAUUCCCGACAGACGUGCCCAGAAGAUCAUUAACAGAGCACAGUCUUCUAGAAGAAAGAUAUCUUAGAUAUGUUCUGUCCACAGACACGUAGCAACAAGAGGCUUCGUCAGGAAAGCCCAAUGCUUUUUCUACGUCUUGUCCUUCUUAAAAUCGAAUAAAACCACGGAAACGCCCUUACCUAAGUCUAUAAUGGUAGCACCAUCGCAAGGGCGUGAACAGUGGGCGCUAUACAGCGAUUAAGCACUGGCAUUGGUUUCCCUAGGUCCUCUCAAAGGCUGACUGGAGAAAGCUCAAGCUGCCGUGAGGGUUUUCGCCCUCUGCAUCGACUGCUGUGAGCACUGCGUCUGUGACGUUCAGUCUGAUUGAACUACGACAACUUCUAUGGGCUUUAGACGUCCGCACAGUCAAAUCGCACAAAUUACCUUAAUUCUGCACUGUGCAAAAGCUCGAUGUAAAGGUAAAAGCACAAAGGAGGUUGUGCUUGAGCUGGAAUAUGUAAUAUUAUUUUUACUGAUUUAAGGAAAAAAUACGUUAGCUGUAUUGUGAAAGCUCCGAAGAACAUUGAAAGUGAUAACAAGGCAAAGAUAUAUGUAAAACAUCGCGAUUUAGACUGCAAUAGUCGUACGUAGCCUGUUACGCUUCGAAUACCUGGUGAUCAUAUAUUGUGCUAUAGAACUGGUAUAGAUGCCCUUCACUGAACUGUCGAUACCUAAAUCUGACGUGAAAAAUUAUACGACAGAUUUGGCUUAAAUAAUCGCGUUGGCAUAAAUGUUGGCCCCAACUCAAUUAUGAGGUCGUUUACCUGUACAGCCCGCCAGAUACCCUUUACCGUUUGUUAGCGGACAAAAUCACUAUCGAAUUGCUUCUAACAGCCACAAUUAUGCGUUUUCGCCGGAUCGCUCCACUAGAAAGUGAGCGUCGGAUUUAAAACGCGCACCACGAAACUACAGUAUUAAUUCAGGAAGACAGAAAACCGUACUACGUAGCUAGCUGAAGUAGAAGCUGCCGACCGAAGUGGUUCGUUGGCUCAUGUGCGCAGUUCAAAAAACCAAAAGCACAAAAUUGAGGUCCUAUGGCAACGGCUACGCGCUGCUCAGUUCCUACGGCUGUUGGACUAGAAGACCCUUAUUACAACCGCAGCAAUGAAAACAGUCUCAGCGGAACGUUACUACGAAAUCGGAAGGAGCUAGCGCCAAACGAAGAAGAGUCUCUGCCCAAUGAAGUUGACGAAAUGCUUCGUGUACUAAGUGCGAUAAUGGGAAGUUUGGCUGGUCGCGCCAAGAUUCUUAGCGAGGACCGUGCUGAUCAGGACGUCGAGUCGGAGGCCUCCGCGUCGACAACGGUUAUUGCUGUAUCGUGCGCUGUUGAACAACCACAACAGGGACGUUCGAUUUCUUAUCGGGUCGGUUUGCCCUCAACGCGACUAGGCUUGCUAGAGCGUUGCCGUUACGAGCUGGCUGCAAUGCCCCCGAUGAUUACCAGAUCAUUUCUGGAGUCUGAUCAAGCACAGCAUAUUGCCGUUCCGGACACGAUCCGAGUGAUGCAGUGGAACAUCUUGGCUCAAUCACUUGCAGAAAAAUCGGAUAAGUUUAUCUGUCCUGACGAAGCCCUGAACUGGAACUACCGGCGUUGGCGUAUCCUCGAGGAGGUUCUCACGUAUGGUGCCGAUAUCAUUUGCCUUCAGGAGGUGGAUCACUUCAAUUUCUUGAAGGCGACGCUCGGUCGUGUGGGAUUUGAAGGCUGUUUUUUCCCAAAGCCAGACAGUCCGUGCUGUUACAUCAAAGGCAAUAAUGGACCGGACGGUUGCGCGGUGUUCUUCGAUUCGUCGAAAUAUACACUACUUCAUACUGAGCGAAAAGUUCUUGAAGUAUUCCGCUGUCAAAGCAAUCAAGUGGUGAUCAUGUGUACCUUCGAAAGAAAGCUUGAUAGCAAAGUGUUUUGUGUGGCCACAACGCAUUUAAAAGCUCGUGUCGGAGCACUCCUACCGACGCUACGCAAUGAACAGGGGAAAGACCUCCUUCAGUUUGUCCAGAGUCACAACACAAAUGAUUAUCCUGUCAUCUACGCCGGCGAUUUUAACGCCGAACCCACGGAACCCGUUUACAGGACAAUGACGCAGUCAGGAAAUUUGUCGAGUAGCUAUGCCAUGGUCGCUAGCAGAUCUUCUGCAACGUCCGCAACUACCGCGGCCACUACACCUGUAGUUGACAAUGAUGGAAAUAACGUUUGCGACUCUGCAUCGAACGAACCCCAAUACACGACAUGGAAGAUCCGUGAAGAUGGCGAGGUGUGUCAUACGAUUGACUACAUCUUCUUUUCCAAGGAUCGCUUCAAUCCCGAGCGGGUGUUGACUAUGCCUAGCGAUGAAGAACUCGGUAAAGGACGAGCUCCAUCGCUGCAAUAUGCGUCUGAUCAUUUUUCUCUGUGCUGCGACUUCCGACUUCUCUAAAUGGAGGCUAAAUUAGCGCCUUAAUAGAGAAAAAUUAGCUGCAAGGGUACACUAAAGAAAAGAAUCAGUAAUAACAUUUUAGAUUUUUAAACGUAUAUCACUACACGGCAUUUCGAUGAUCCUAAAAUGUUUCUAGGAGAAGAUUGGCGAUCAUCAACGUCUUAUCGGAUCAUCAAGUGAAAACAAAUUCCUCAACUGAAACGCAGGGACUUAAGCACUUCGAUGAAGUAGAAGACAUGAUGAAAAAACAGAACUGAAAUGAAGUGAAUGCUAUUUCGUUAAUGGGAGGACUGAAUGAAGUGGGCGUCUUCAUUUCCAAAAAAAGGACUUAUAAUAAUUAUUAUAAGUUCUUAAAAAGGGCCUAAUAUUUAUAUUAGGUCCUUUUUUUUCUGAUGUAUUGAAAAGCUGGUGCGGUAUUAACGUACUUAGAAAACAUAUUAUGCUAAUUAUGUAAGAAGCUUUUUUUCAGUGUUGUAAAGCGUCUGACUUGAGAGAUUUGAGUUUUAUCGGAUGUACACAGGUUUCCAUUAUACUGUAUAUACUAAUAAUAGCAAAAAAAUAGUGAUGAAAAAUAGUGAACGACAGAUAAAAACUUCUAUUUAAUAUAUGCUAUUUAAUAUAUGACGACAAUAAAUUAAGAAUUAUGUUGAAACGAAAAUUUCAACCGGUGCUUUAAUGUACCUCUUCGUAGAGAUAGAUGUUCUAGAUAACACGAUUAUCGGUAAAAUCGUAAAGGGCCGGUUGCCAUAUAUUUUUAUAUACUUCUCUGACCUUUCGUCUGACGUUGAUACCACGAUAGAAUUGAAAUUAAGGCCAGUUUAAGAGAGUCCUUUGAACAACCAUAUUGAUUGAAGCUUAUUAUUCGAAAUAAUCAACUGUCCGGAAUAGUACUAUUAAAGAGAGGAUUAUCGGGACAUUGUUAGUUGUUAAGUCCUGCCAGAUUACACAAUAAUCCUGAUCUAGGGGGGUCAAAGUUAAAGGUGAAAAACUUAGUAGGAAACUUCUAUUUUGCAUUGCCACUGAGUCCUCGAUCGAAUCUGUACACCUUUGGAGACUUAAUGGCAGCAUGCGACUUAGCCGAUUUAAGAAACACUUCAGUAGCAAAAAGAAAGACAAUUGACAAAAGGGUAGUCCUUAGCAAUCAAAGUGCAGCAUUCUAGUUCCUAUAGAUUGUCGAUGUUAUGUUGACGCCGUAUAGCAUCCGAAAACGAAGGAAUAGUUACAUACGUUAAGUUUGUCAACUAUUAAAAAUAUUUUGUUUGUUUUAUGGCCUAUUGCUCUCUGACUUAUAAGUCAGAGAUCAAUAUGGGCGAAGGCCAAAUGUUCGAUUGGCACUUAUCGUUACUGUCGUGACUAUGUGUUUGAUCAAUGGAUCGUAAAAACUGCGUUCCAGCCUCUGCUAAGCUACUUAGCAACUUACUCAUGAGUGAGUAGAUCCUUAGUGCUUAGCCCCUAGGUUUCUUUAGAGAUUUUGGGUCGCGGAGGAAAUUCAAACCUCCAGUAGGAGUUCCUACGAACGUGCGUACUAAACCUGUCGAUCAUUUAGUUGAAUAGCAUACAAAGAAGAACCUGCAUACUUGCCGCUUGGAUCGGAUGAAGAUAUUCGUGGACCAUGCCAUGCUUAAUGGGCUCAUGUAUUUUCUCGCGUACCCUAUAUACUCCUGGAUGCGUUGUGUUCAACUCAAUGAUAAAGAACUACAUAUACUGGGCGGAGUCGCGCCUGGUUCGUUCAGGAUUUGAAAUUCCGUAAAACCGCUAGAUAAAGUACAACGUAAGAUCCUAUGCUAUAUAGACCAAUACGACAAACUGACGUAUUAGUAAAAUGAAGCGAGCGCACGCUUACGCCGACGACAGGAAAGCUGGUCGGUGAUAAUUAAGCGUUGACACGAACGAUUCCGCCUGCAAAUUGCUUACGGGAUUGAAACGUAUAGAUACCACAUGGACUAUGGCACCAUUGUUUCUACUGUGCUUUAAAUUGCGAGCAGAACAUUUUUCGAUGCAGCUGUGUUAAUUAAUAGAGGAUUUUAGAACAAUAUAUAAUAAUUAUAUAUAAAUAAAUGAGCAACAGUCAACAAUCAAAAUUGUCCUGUCCGCUGUAAGGUAGAUAAAAAUGAAUGAAGCAGGGUCCUUCGUGGCCACUCGCAGGCCUCGUUCGUAAAUGUCCGACGAGUAUCAAUUCUUAACCAAAUUGUAAAUGCUAAGAUACUGUAAAUAAAUAUUGUGCAUAAACGCA